AUGGAACUGGCGCCAGACGACGACAUCGAGUACUCCCCCGAGUACGUCAAUGCUGAGAGGGCCAGGCGUGGCCGAAGGCGACGGCAGCUCCCCACCACGGCAGCACCAGAAAGAGGCCAAGCGGCAGUGCUGCCAGUUCUCAGCCAAGACCCAGUAGCCGAGACCAUUCGCGGCCGAGGCCGCGUCAACGUCUGCGACGACGUCGACACUACGACCCUGCACAACAUGGCAAGGAUGGCGCUGGAGAUGUGCCCAUCACGCGAGCUGCCGACCAGGCGGACACACAUCUACACGGACGGCAGCUACAACGGCAUCCCACAUACAGCCGCCUGGGCAGUAGUUAUUGUCGACGAGUACGACGACGGGCGCAACUCACGAGGCCCGUUUGGUUUUCGGGGUUUCACUGCUGGCAAGGUCACCGAGUCCCUAGACGACAUGGCAAACAACGAGAAGGUGACGGCAUACACAGCUGAGCUCACGGCAGUACUUUGGGCACUAAUGUGGGCCCUUGGUCAAGACACCGACGCGCCCAUCGAGGUCACGCCCGAUGCCGUCAACGUUAUCAACCUGGCCAAAGGCGAAGCCCAAUGCCACGUACAUCCGAGGUUGGGGGCCGCCAUUCGCACGCUUGCUGGCCUCCUCCAACAAGCCCGACCUACCCAGUGGCACCACAUUAACUCGCACAUUGGGCACCCUUGGAACGAGCUCGCAGAUGGGAUAGCAGAUCAAGCUUCGGCCAGCGACCUGAUGGACCCGAACAUUGCAGCAGUGCAGGCGAUCGCUCACAACAAGUUCCUUUCCUGGGAAUGGUUACGCUCAGAGCCAGAUGCGGUCAAGGCCGCAUACCCGCCCUUGCGGAACAAAGACUUCAUCAUCGAGGCCACCCAGCCGCAGGCAGCCCCAGGAGCGACCCAGAGGCCCAUCAGCACCACCACCAUCAAGGCCGACCUCAACGUGAAUUUGUGCACCUACAACUGCAGAUCACUCAAGGCCGCCGUCAGCUUCAAGUCGGGCAAAGGCAAGGCGGCCGGCAAAAGCAAGCAGAGCCUCUCCAAGGCCACGCACCUAGCAGCACAGUUUGCUGACAUGGGCCUGCACGUCGUGGCCCUACAGGAGACGCAGAGCGAAGGAGACGUCCGCAACGUAGGAGAAUAUGUUUGCUACUCCUCAGGCCACACGCAGCAGAACAGAGGAUGCGACAUCUGGCUCAACGUCUCCCAACCAAUCAGCGCGAGUGGGGCAGCGAAGUACCUAAGUGCCAAAGACACCCUCGUCCUCCACCAGCACGACAGGCUCUUGAUCAUCAAGACCCGCGUUGCAGGCACAGACAUGGUCAUCGCAUCAGCAUAUGCACCCCACGAAGACUCCCACGCGGCGGAGAAGAGAGAAUUCUGGGAGUCUGCUCAGCGAUUGUCUGCCAAGUACCGAGUGGACAUCUUCAUGGGGGACCUGAACGGUGGGUACCCAGAAGCGACCAACGGCAAUGGCAAGCACAUCAUCAGCUUCGCUGCCGACACCAACAUGGAGGUCAUCAACACCACGAGGGAUCCAGGCAACAACUCAUAUACGCAUGUCGGAUCGAAGGGGCAGCACCACAGGAUAGACUACAUCCUGCUGAGCUCCUCGAUCGCCCCGCACGUUGCGAGCUGCAGCACGGAGCCAGGUCUGGACCGAGGCACAGCUGCACAAGACCACAUACCAGUACUAGCCACCCUCAAGUGGGCCGUCUGCAAGACCACCAAGGCCUCAGGACCGAGGCCCGACCUGACCAACUUGAACAACGACGUCGCCAAGGCCAGCUUCAAGGAGAUUCUCAAGCAGGCCCCGAUCAUCCCCUGGGAGGUGGACGUCAACACUCACUGCGAGGAGGUCACCAGGGUCGUCAACGACGCGGCCAUCCAGGCCUUCGGCAAGGCCGUCAAGGCAGCGAGGAAGCCCUAUGUCACCAAGACUACCAUGGGCCUAAUCCGAGCCAGGCGCCUCACACUCCGAGUCCAUCGCGCAGUGCUCAGAGGUGAUCCACAACUCGACAUGGCGGACCAGGAGCUUAGCCAUUUCGCGAAGAUACAGGCGGGCAAGAUCGUAACAGCGGAUGAUCUUGCCAACAAGUACAAUCACGACAGCAAGACCAGGCCCUUCGACGGCAUGCUGGAUCUCUCCAUGGUGAUGCCCCUGGCCGUCUGCCAGGCCCAGUUCGCCGCGGCCAAGGCUGGGACGCAAGGAGGCCCCGACGGGCUCACGAACGCUGUCCUCAGGGCGGCCCCCACAGAGGCAGCGAGGCUACUGCACCCCCUCUUCACCAAGGUGGCGACCACCGUACGGGAGCCGCUGAGCUUCAAGGGUGGAGACCUGGUCGCAAUUCCCAAAGGAAAAGGCGACCCAAGGUACCUCCAAGCCUACCGCGAGAUCCUCUUAAACAACGUCCUGGGCAAGCACCACCAUAAAUACCUAAGGACCAUGCUCAACACUACCCUCGCCAUAGCGCUGGAGGACAUCCAGGUUGGCGGCCGGCCCAAGCGAGGGGCGGACAUGGCGGUCCUAGCAGCACGCCUCUUCACAGAGAGAAGUCAGGCCCAAGGGAAGUGCUCCAUGAUUAGCUGCUACGACUUAAAGGAGGCCUUCUACUCGGUUGUAGUCCAGCUGGUUCAUGGCAUCCCAGGCGAGGAGGACGAAGUCAAGGAGGUGCUAGAGAACCUCGAGGUUCCCCUGUGGGCCCAGCCGCAACUGGAGCACCUCAUGGCCAACCCAGGGAUACUCGACACAGUGUUGGACGGCUCCCACCUGGCUGCCCUCAUUGCAGAAGGUUACCGCAACAGGUGGACAUCACACAGGUUCUCCCAGAACCUCAUGGCGCCGCACAAGGGCACGAGGCCUGGCGUGCCCCUGGCCGACGCGGACUUCAAUCUGCUAUUCGGCCGAGUCCACCGCAUGAUUGACAGCUACCUUGGCGACCGAGCCAAGUACAAAGAGCCUACCAUCAUCGAGACAGACGACCACUGGAUCAGCGAUGCCGAGUUGAAUGGAGUGAAUGGAGCAAAUGGAGAAGGUUCAUCAUACCGAGACAAGUACCGCCACUUCGACCAGCACGACGGUGCCGAGUACCACAGG
Messenger RNA from Prorocentrum cordatum, 3108 nucleotides. The record is from the annotation of a GenBank genome assembly. NCBI's taxonomy places the organism in Eukaryota, Dinophyceae, Prorocentrales, Prorocentraceae.